Racocetra fulgida is the source of this 537-nucleotide messenger RNA. The record is from the annotation of a GenBank genome assembly. Lineage: Eukaryota; Fungi; Glomeromycota; Glomeromycetes; Diversisporales; Gigasporaceae.
CAAAGUACCUCGGACCCAAUGCAAAUUUCGCCACAAAUGACAUCCAGUCAAAGCCAGAAUACAAUAACCCCAGAUACAACUCUUAUUUUUAACCCUACCUUAGCAUAUGACCCAACAAUAUAUCCAAAUUAUGUGGAUCUUACCAAAAACAAAGAUGCCUCUCAGAUUGAAUCCAGGAAUUGUUCCAAGUGUUCUGAAGUAAUCUCCCCGGAAAUUUUGAAGCCACUAUGUCCUGAAUGUCCAUCUAUUGAUGAUCUGGAAAAAGAAGGAUAUUAUAUCUCGCCUAUUGUUUUAGCCAACGAAACACCCAAGAAAAAAAGGAAGAUGCAAGAAAAAGAUACUCAUAAAAGUAAAUCUAAAAGGGCCACAAAACCCAAAGCAAUUAUUCGAGAGUUAUCUGUUGCUUCAACUAGCAGUGGACCAUCAAUCAGCGCUCCUUCUGAAACUACCAAUAUUGGUGAAAUUUCUAAUCAAUUCCAUAAACUAUACUACGACGUUGAUAUUGCUGAAAAGAAGGGGGAUCAAGAAAACCAGGAG